Pogona vitticeps (central bearded dragon) is the source of this 1130-nucleotide messenger RNA. RefSeq names its product nanos C2HC-type zinc finger 1 (gene NANOS1). Gene Ontology annotation, molecular function: zinc ion binding; RNA binding. Lineage: Eukaryota; Metazoa; Chordata; Lepidosauria; Squamata; Agamidae. The record is from RefSeq and is a predicted model, not a curated record.
CAGCAGCUGCAAGCCCUAAAAGCCUGGCAGAAGAGGAGGAGUCGGGCGGGGGUGGCUUCGGCCGGCGGCUGGUUCGCUCGCUCGCUCGCUCUCCCUUUUGCGCUGCAAGUGCGGGCGGGCGGGCGCUCGCUUUCUCCUUUCUUGCCUGCCUAGAGGACAGGGCGCGCGCUCCUGGGGGUGGUUUGGAGGCGCGGGAGCGUUGUGUUGUUUUCCCCCCAUGGAGACUUUCCACCCCAGCAAGCUGGAGAAGCAUCACCCGCAUCACUACCAUCACCACCACCACCACCAGCCCGUGGAGUUCUUGCCAGGCGCCAGCCGGUACGGCGCGAAGGGUCACCACCACCACGGCGGCGGCGGCGCUUACGGGAACGCGUUUAAUUCCUGGAACGACUACCUGGGGCUGGCCACCCUGAUCACCAAGGCGGUCGGCCAGGACAAGGGCUACCGGAGCGGGCCCUCCUCGGUGGUGGUGGCGGCCACGGUCCAGCAAGUCCAGGCUGCCGAGGAAGGGGAGGACGACGAGGAGGAGGAAGAGGAGGAGGAGGAAGAAGAGGAAGGGGAGGAAGGGACCCCUUAUUUUGAAAACUCUCUGGAUUUGCACGACUUCGCCUUGUGCGGCCACCACCAUCACCACCACCUCAGCCCCGGCGAGAGCCUGCUGGAGGAGCGCUUCGCCGAUUUCAGCCCCUUCUCGGGCCGUUCCAGCCCGGCCUCGGUGGUGUUCAAUUGCUCGCCCGAGCAUCUGGAGCGAGACCGGUCCCCCCACGCUUGGGGCGGCCCACGCUUGGUGGUGAAUGGCCGGCUGCAGGCGCCCCCGAGGAGCGGCGGCUCGCGGCUCUUGAAGCCAGAAUUGCAAGUCUGCGUCUUCUGCCGGAAUAAUAAGGAAGCCGUGGCUCUGUACACCACGCACAUCCUCAAGGGACCCGACGGCCGCGUCUUGUGCCCGGUGCUGCGGAGAUACACGUGCCCGCUGUGCGGCGCGAGCGGGGACAACGCGCACACGAUCAAAUAUUGCCCCUUGUCCAAAAUGCACGGCGGCGCCCCCGCCAAACAGCCGCUCAAAAAUGCCCGGCACAUCCUCGGCAAGAAGCUCCGCUAGGGGGCGCUGUCGGGUUUGGCCGGCCUGCGGA